AUGGAAACCAGUCGCACCGCGGCCGAGUGGCGAAACGCACACACAGCGAUACACACUUUGUCAGUUAAAGAGGGAAUGUUGCUUUCUGCACACUGGAUGCACUUGUCCGCGGAUGGGUUCGGGUGGCAGACACGGUUGCUACAGGUGGCCACCGCUUGCGACACUUGUUGUGCCACCGUGCAGUUUCGAAAGUUGAACGCGGCGAGCGUACGCGUCACGUCCGCUGCGGUCGGCGGGCGGCGGAGGAAUGAGGGCCGCGGCGCCAACGCACACCGCCCCAGGCUUCGCUCUCAAUGCGCCGACGACACCAACGUCGUG
Molecule: messenger RNA, 318 nt
Organism: Iphiclides podalirius (scarce swallowtail)
Lineage: Eukaryota; Metazoa; Arthropoda; Insecta; Lepidoptera; Papilionidae
Source: the annotation of a GenBank genome assembly